ACGACACAUCCUGGCGUUGUGCGUCACGUGACCUGCACUGCAACCGGGUCACACUUCAAACUUAAUGCACCAAAACCUCAUCUGAUAAAACAACGCGUUGAAUCUGAGGACAGUCUAUCGGUUUACAUUUCUCGCAGUCGAUAAUAAACAAUGUCGCUCUCAGCAGCGCGUUCUUUUCUGUCGGAGGCGGCAUACGGCGAGCAGGAGCUGGACGCUAAUUCAGCGCUGAUGGAGCUCGAUAAAGGUUUACGGUCUUGUAAACUGGGAGAGCAGUGUGAAGCUGUGGUCCUUUUUCCCAAACUCUUCCAGAAAUACCCGUUCCCCAUCCUCAUCAACUCUGCCUUCCUGAAGCUGGCAGACAUCUUCAGACUUGGGAACAACUUCCUGCGGCUGUGUGUGCUGAAGGUCACACAGCUGAGCGAGAAACACCUGGAGAAGAUCCUAAACGUGGAUGAGUUUGUCAAAAGAGUGUUUUCAGUCAUCCACAGCAAUGACCCUGUGGCCCGAGCAAUCACCCUCAGAAUGCUGGGAAGUUUAGCCUCCAUCAUUCCAGAGAGAAAGAACGCUCACCACAGCAUCCGCCAAAGCCUGGACUCUCAUGAUAAUGUUGAAGUAGAAGCGGAUUUUGCAGCUGCUAGCUUCUCAUCACAUUCCAAAGAUUUUGCGGCAGGAAUUUGCAACAAGAUUAGUGAGAUGAUUCAAGGACUGGACACUCCAGUGGAGCUGAAGCUGAAGUUGAUCCCAAUGCUGCAGCACAUGCAUCAUGAUGCCAGCCUGGCGUCGUGCAGCAGAGAGUUACUGCAGGAGCUGGUGUCCUCAUACCCAUCCACAUCUAUGCUAAUCGUCACACUGCACACCUUCACCCAGCUGGCCACAUCCUCCCUCGUCGACAUCCCGGAGCAGAUUUGUCUUCUUCUCCAGUACUUGAAGGAAGACCCCAGAAAAGCUGUGAAAAGACUCGCCAUUCAGGAUCUCAAACUCUUGGCCAAAAAAGCUCCUCAUUUGUGGACCCGGAAGAACAUACAGGUGCUGUGCGAGUGUGCUCUCAACACCCCAUACAACAGCCUUAAGCUGGGAAUGCUAUCUGUCCUCUCCACAUUGUCUGGCACCAUCGCUAUUAAACAGUACUUCAGCCCUAAUGCAGGCGAUGCAUCUCCAGCACCUCUCCACACUGACCUGGUGAAGCUGGCACAGGAGUGCUGUUAUCACAGUGACCUGGCAGUGGCAGCACAUGGAAUCACAGUGUUGACCAGCAUCGCUGCUUCCUGCCCAGAGAAAGAGGUCAUUCAGCUGGAACAGGAAACAGUAAUGGGGAUGGAGUCUCUGAUUCUGCUCUGCAGUCAAGAUGACAGUAAGACUGCCCAGGCCACACUAAAAACGGCGCUCACGUCUCUCGUGCAGAUGUUGAAGACCUGUCCUCAUCUCAGUCAGAGCUCAGUGGAGCUCCUGCUCCGGCAGCUGCACUGCGCGUGUGACUCUGCUCGGGUACUCAUGUGCCAGGCUCUGGCUGCUAUUGCCACACAACAACCAGUGCUGGCAGAGGGAAUGCUGGGAGACCUGCUGGAGCUCUUCAGGGUGGCAAGUCACAGGACUUCAGAGAAACAGCAGGAGCUUCUGGUGUCUUUGGCAACUGUUUUAUUUGUGGCCAGUCAGGCAUCUCUCUCAGCUGAAGUGAAGACUGUGAUCAGACAACAGUUGGAGAAUGUGGCCAAUGGCUGGACUGUGUACCGAAUUGCCAGACAAGCAUCCCGCAUGGGCUGUCAUGACUUUUCCAGGGAGUUGUACCAGAGUCUUCGCACCCGUGUGGCCUCCGAACACUUUUACUUCUGGCUGAACAGUCUGAUGGAGUUUUCCCAGGCAGAGCAGUGCCUCAGCGGCCUGGAAGAUGGAGACUACAGCGCAGCAAUGAGCGCCAUCUCUGAAUCGCUUAAAUCCUACCAGAAGGGAAUCGCAUCUCUCACGGCCGCCAGUACGCCGUUGAGUCCACUGACGUUCCAGUGCGAGUUUGUGAAGCUGCGUAUAGACACUCUUCAGGCUCUGUCUCAGCUCAUCUGCACCUGCAACAGUCUGAAGACCAGUCCUCCUCCUGCCAUCGCCACCACCAUCGCUCUGUCCUCGGGCAGUGACCUGCAGCGCUGCGGACGCAUCUCCACACAGAUGAAGUUAUCCAUGGAUGAGUUUCGAAAUCUCGCAGCUCGCUAUGCUGACCUGUACCAGUCUUCGUUUGAUGCAGACUAUGCCACCCUUCGCAAUGUUGAACUACAACAGCAGAGUUGCUUACUCGUAUCUUAUGUUAUCGAGGCUUUAAUAAUCGAUCCUCAAACAGCCAGUUUCCAGGAGUUCGGCACUCAUGGAUCAGUUCAGGCAGAGAGCGAGUAUGAACUGAGAAUGAUGGCUGUGUUCAAUCACGUCCUGGAGGAAGUGGAAAACUUAAGCAGGAAACACCCACCUGUCUCUUACCUGCACACCGGCUGUCUGUGUGAUGCUGUCAUAGCCAUCCUGAAAAUCCCGCUGUCGUUCCAGAGAUAUUUCUUUCAGAAGCUUCAGUCCACUAGCAUUAAACUUGCUCUCUCUCCAUCUCCCCGCACACCCAAUGAGCCGAUCCCAGUGCAGAACAACCAGCAGCUGACCUUAAAAGUGGAGGGUGUUAUUCAGCACGGCUCCAGUCCAGGACUCUUCCGGAAGAUUCAGGCAGUCUGUCUUAAAGUCAGCUCAACCUUGCAGACAAAACCAGGAUCAGACUUCAAGAUUCCUCUCGAUUCCAAGUCCAACGAGAUUGAGCAGAAAGUGGAGCCUCAUAACGAUUACUUCAGCACACAGUUCCUGCUCAACUUCUCCAUCCUGGGCACACACCAGGUAUCUGUUGAAGCCUCGGUGGUGGACACCAGUGGGAUCGAAUGGAAGACCGGCCCAAAAACCACCGUUUCAGUGAAGUCUCUGGAAGACCCGUAUUCCCAGCAGCUUCGGCAUCAGUUACAGCAGCAGCAGCAGCAGAGCGUCCCACAGCCUGCAGCCCAGAGGAACAUCAGCACCCGCUUCCAGUAAACACAACCAAACCAGUACAUACUGCUGCAUUAUAAUCUUCUCUAGUGCUCUGUACACUAACUCCUCGUGAACCUAUGUUUGGAAGCAGCAUUAGGGUUCAUUUGAUCACUGUGUAAUAAUAAAUAGGUUUACUUUUUCUUUGUUUUCUGCAUCGGACAAAUUAUCUGUCUGCAUUUUUAAUAAAAUAUCUGACAUACA
This is a messenger RNA of Danio aesculapii, 3243 nucleotides long. RefSeq names its product integrator complex subunit 7 (gene ints7). Lineage: Eukaryota; Metazoa; Chordata; Actinopteri; Cypriniformes; Danionidae. Gene Ontology annotation, cellular component: integrator complex. The record is from RefSeq and is a predicted model, not a curated record. Gene Ontology annotation, biological process: snRNA 3'-end processing.